Messenger RNA from Tilletiaria anomala UBC 951, 2085 nucleotides. RefSeq lists its product as uncharacterized. The transcript is spliced from 5 exons. Bases 205 to 2007 code for a protein of 600 amino acids. NCBI's taxonomy places the organism in Eukaryota, Fungi, Basidiomycota, Exobasidiomycetes, Georgefischeriales, Tilletiariaceae. The record is from RefSeq and is a predicted model, not a curated record.
UAUACACUGACUUCAUCCAGAACACAUAUCCUGUGAAGGCUGACUUGUGACUCGCAUAGGUAGAGCUAAACCACGAUCAUAACCAUCACAUUCUGGAACAUCGAGGCCCACAGAACAAUCAGUCGCUCUCGAGUAUCCCCCGCUUUUUGAUUCUCUGUUGCACCCUCCUCAUUCCAGUUGCCCGACGGUCUUUCACCAAGAGUCAUGAGCCCCUACUCUCCACAAAUUGGGGAUCUCGUCGACGCCGGCAUUCGACCCAAUAUCACGGUGCGCGGUCACCUCAGGUACAUGGGAUCCAUAAAUGGUAAAGAUGGAUUAUUCGCUGGGAUCGAACUCGUGGAAACAGACGUGAAGCAUGGAAAAAACAACGGAACUGUCUUUGGGCGGCAAUAUUUCACAACCAGAAGCCCGACCUCUGGGUUGUUCAUUCCGAUCAGUAAGCUUUCCUCGGCGAUGCUGAUGGAGUUCCCGACCCAGGAUGACGGCCCGCGGCCUGCGUCUUCACUGUCGCGGACUUCAGCGAUGGAUGAACGACGCGAACUCGGGUCCCGCUCAGCCACACCUUCCUCAGGCCUGCGAUCUCGUCCAUCCAUACCUCGCCUGUCUAGACAUUCUGUGUCUCGGAGCUCAUAUCGCCCCAUUGGCGUGAACACUGCGGCCAGAGCAAAUCACGUUUCAAUCGAUGCCAGAAUGCCAGAAUCGAGUCGCCCGCGCACACCCUCCUUAAAGCCUCUUCCAAGGCCCAGCUCGCAAACGCACGCAUUCGCGACACCUUUGAGGCUAUCUGGUCGCCCAUACUCAUCCAAAUCGCUGGCGGCCGGCAACAUGCCUCCCACUUCGUUGGCCGCAACUUCCGGAGUAGGCAAUGUGCGCACCCCACUUCGGGCACGCGCUAGCGUGGGAAAUUUGCCAUCCAGAAGCAGCAUUUUAUUACGGGCUGGGGCAGCCGAUGAGAAUAUGCUGCCGCCACGAAGCCCCUCUAAAGGAUGUCAGCUGGAACGCGAGCGCCUUGCCAAAAAGCAAGUCCUACCAGACCUCGCUUCGGUAUCGCGCGCCGCGUACGCUGGUCCUUUAAGCCAAGUGCACAACGUUCACCAAGGGGUCAACAUCGGGCCAGACGGCUCGCCCGAAAACAACAUCCACACGCAGAUCAGAGCAAAUGCGGAGCGCUCCAAGGAAAUGGAAGCAGUCCUCCGGCGCCUCGAAGAAAUACAGAUCAGUGCAGAUGAUUGGAGGGGAAUGGCGCUCCUUCACACAACCUCUUUCGCAAUGGCAGUGCAGAGCAAUUGGGCAUUGCAAUCGGCGGCAUCGCGCCGAGCAGCUGCUCCAAAACGCCAGAAGUCGCUCAAUUUUGAAUCGGAAGGAAUGGAUUCGAAUCUGAACGUCCCGAACAGUGUUGAUACCUCAUCCGUGUGCGCUGCAUGCUCGGGAAGUCUCGAUCGAGUUACAGCCUUGGCGACUUCGCCUCCACCUGCAGAGGAAGUGGCGGUUCCUGAUGGACAAUCCACUCCGAUGGAUGGUAACAAUGAAGUCAUCGCAAGCAGGGUAAUACGACUGGAGGAGAACCUGGCAGACGCUUUAAAUGCGAAGGAAGAGCAAGAGAAAUACUUCCGCGCGAAAUUAGCGAAGCUCGCAGCCUCGGAGCAACAGUACAAGAACGCGCUUAUAAAAGCAAAGGACGAACUCGCACAGCAGCGCGCGGCUGAAGCCGAGAGUCGCACCAAAUUUAUCGAAAUGGAAAAUGCAAUGGCUUCGCUGCAAGCUGCUUUCGAAGACGAGCGUCAAAAGGUGGAGGAGCUGAGGUCAGAGGAUCUGCCAGAAUCAGUAUCCUCUGCACAAGCCGUCCAACGGCCACCAAGCAGCCUCGGCGAGGAGGUGGCCACAUCGACCCAGAAUUUUCUUGUGCAUGGGCAGCUUGGGGACGAGAACGAAGCCACUCCUUGUGAUGACUGCGGAGAGACUGACCACAAGCUGGAGGACUGCCCUUAUGCCGCGGCCAUCUUCUAGCGAGGUUGCCAGCAUGCGGUAUGCCGCCCUCAGUCAUCGUCAUCUCCCACAAAUUCGCACUCGUCGUCUCUUCGAACG